Molecule: messenger RNA, 1453 nt
Organism: Agelaius phoeniceus (red-winged blackbird)
Lineage: Eukaryota; Metazoa; Chordata; Aves; Passeriformes; Icteridae
Gene: SP9
Product: Sp9 transcription factor
Biological process (GO): regulation of transcription by RNA polymerase II
Molecular function (GO): DNA-binding transcription factor activity, RNA polymerase II-specific; RNA polymerase II cis-regulatory region sequence-specific DNA binding
Source: RefSeq, a predicted model, not a curated record
GUGUCCUUAGUGCCGCCGGGCAGCGCGGGGCGCUCACCGAGCGCCGUCCCCUCCGCCCCACCGCCCAGCCCACGGACGUGCUAUGGCUACGUCUAUCCUCGGGGAAGAGCCGAGAUUUGGAACGACUCCCCUGGCCAUGCUGGCCGCCACCUGCAACAAGAUCGGCAACACUAGUCCCCUGACCACCCUGCCCGAGUCUAGCGCCUUCGCCAAAGGGGGCUUCCACCCCUGGAAACGCUCCACCUCCAGCUGCAACCUGGGCUCCAGCCUCUCGGGCUUCACGGUGGCCACGAGCAGGGGUUCCAACGGACUGGCCAGUGGCACGGGCACCGCCAACAGCGCCUUUUGCCUGGCUUCCACCUCGCCCACUUCCUCGGCCUUCAGCAGCGACUACGGCGGCCUCUUCUCCAACUCGGCGGCGGCGGCGGGCGUGUCCCCGCAGGAGCCCGGCGGGCAGUCGGCCUUCAUCUCCAAAGUGCACAGCUCGGCGGCCGAGAGCCUCUACCCGCGGGUGGGCAUGGCGCACCCCUACGAGUCCUGGUACAAGUCGGGCUUCCACUCCACGCUCUCGGCGGGCGAGGUGGCCAACGGAGCGGCCUCCUCCUGGUGGGACGUGCACACCAACCCCGGCUCCUGGCUUGAGGUGCAGAACCCGGCGGGGGGGCUGCAGAGCUCGCUGCACUCGGGCGCCCCCCAGGCCUCGUUGCACUCCCAACUGGGCACCUACAACCCCGACUUCAGCUCCCUCACCCACUCCGCCUUCAGCUCCACCGGCCUGGGCUCCACGGCCGCUUCGCACCUGCUCUCCACCAGCCAGCACCUGCUCACCCAGGAGGGCUUCAAGCCCGUGCUGCCCUCCUACACGGACUCUAGCGCGGCGGUGGCGGCGGCCAGCGCCAUGAUCUCGGGCGCCGCCGCCGCCGCCGGGGGCGGCUCGGCCCGCUCCGCCCGCCGCUACUCGGGGCGCGCCACCUGCGACUGCCCCAACUGCCAGGAGGCCGAGCGGCUGGGGCCGGCGGGGGCCAGCCUGCGGCGCAAGGGGCUGCACAGCUGCCACAUCCCCGGCUGCGGCAAGGUGUACGGCAAGACUUCGCACCUGAAGGCGCACCUGCGCUGGCACACGGGCGAGCGGCCCUUCGUCUGCAACUGGCUCUUCUGCGGGAAGCGCUUCACCCGCUCCGACGAGCUGCAGCGGCACCUGCGGACUCACACGGGCGAGAAGCGCUUCGCCUGUCCCGUCUGCAACAAGCGCUUCAUGCGCAGCGACCACCUGAGCAAACACAUCAAAACGCACAACGGGGGCGGCGGGGGCAAAAAGGGCAGCGACAGCGACACGGACGCCAGCAACCUGGAAACGCCGCGCUCCGAGUCCCCCGACCUCAUCCUGCACGAGGGGGUGGGCGCCGCCCGCGGACCGGGCAAGGAACCUACCGCGGGCCCCGGCGACUCCUAG